This is a messenger RNA of Aspergillus terreus NIH2624, 1566 nucleotides long. Its product is annotated as putative MFS transporter. Gene Ontology annotation, cellular component: membrane. The transcript is spliced from 2 exons. Gene Ontology annotation, molecular function: transmembrane transporter activity. The record is from RefSeq and is a predicted model, not a curated record. Bases 1 to 1566 code for a protein of 521 amino acids. Gene Ontology annotation, biological process: transmembrane transport. NCBI's taxonomy places the organism in Eukaryota, Fungi, Ascomycota, Eurotiomycetes, Eurotiales, Aspergillaceae.
AUGGACACCAAUAAGCCCGGCGCCACGCAUAAUGAGGGCCAUGAAUUGACCAAGCCGGACCUGGAUGCCAUCCAUGUCGUCCGAGUCCCUCUCACAGAGGAGGACAGCAAACGCAUUCGUCGCAAGACAGAUCGAGUGAUCCUGGUGAUUCUCGUCUGGGUGUAUUUCCUGCAGAUUCUGGACAAGAGCGUCCUGGGAUACGGCGCCACGUUCGGUCUGAAGGAUGACACCCACCUGACGGGCAAUCAGUACUCUCUCAUCGGCUCCAUCUCCCCCAUUGCCCAGCUGGCCUGGCAACCUUUCUCCUCUUUCUUGAUUGUCAAGGUGCCUCACCGGAUCUUGAUGCCGACGCUGAUUCUCGGAUGGGGCAUCGCCCAGGCAUGCAUGGCCGCCUGCCACAGCUUCUCCGGUCUCAUGGCAACCCGUUUCUUCCUGGGUCUAUUCGAGGCUGGAUGUCUUCCUCUGUUUAGUAUCAUCACGAGUCAGUGGUACCGUCGUGCCGAACAGCCGCUGCGUGUGGCGGCGUGGUACAGUACGAAUGGAUUGGCGACCAUCAUUGCGGCCAUCCUGUCGUACGGAUUUGGACAUAUCACGUCCGGUCUGUUGAAGGAAUGGCAAAUUAUUUUCCUUUUCGCCGGGCUUCUGACCAUCAUCUCGGCCCCUGUGGUCUAUUGGCGGCUGGAUAAUGAUGUAGCGUCGGCGAGGUUCUUGACGGACCAAGAGAAACUUCAAGGAUUGGAGCGUCUGCGUGCCAACCAGACCGGUGCUGGAAACCGCGAAUUCAAGAUCAGCCAGGUGGUGGAAUCCGGCCUCGAGCCCAAGACGUACCUAUGGAUCGGUAUGGCCUUCCUGCUGAACGUGGGCGCCUCUGUCACGAACGUCUUCGGCCCAUUGAUUCUCUCCGGCCUUGGGUUCGACAAGUACCAAACCACGCUGCUCAACAUGCCCUUCGGGGCUCUGCAGUUCAUCAUCAUUCUUCUCGCUAGUUAUCUGGCACAGAAAGCCCGACUGAAGGCCGCCAUCCUGGCCGGGUUCAUGCUCCCCGUCAUUGCCGGUCUCGUCAUGCUGCACGUCCUCCCUCGCAACGACUCGGUACAGGGCGCCCUGAUGGCCGGCUACUACCUCCUAGCAUUCUUGUUCGGCGGAAAUCCGCUGAUUGUUGUCUGGAUUGUGGGUAACACAGCCGGGACGACGAAGAAGUCCAUCGUGAUGAGUCUGUACAAUGCGGCCUCGUCGGCGGGCAACAUCGUGGGCCCCCUUCUGUUCAACGAAGCCGACGCUCCGGCGUACCAGCCGGGGCUGAGGGCUUGUCUCGGAAUUUUUGUGGCACUGGUGGCGAUCGUGCUGAUCCAGUGGGCCAACCUGUUCGUCCUCAACAAGAUGCAGGAACGGCGCCGGGUGCGGAACGGCAAGUCCGCGAAGCUGGUGGAUCGCUCCAUGCAGGCUCACUUUCAGCAGGCGGGUGGGGAUGCAGCUGUAGAGGAUGGGGGGAACCAUGAGGUGGGCAAUAAUGCGUUUUUGGAUCUGACUGAUCGUGAGAACGACGAGUUUGUAUAUAUCUACUGA